AUGCUGACCGCACAUUCUCUCGCCCGCAGAGCCUCGAAUGAAUAUCAUGUCUCGUCCUCCUUCUCGGCUGAGGCUGGAGAAGACCGCCGCAAGUCGCAGCGUGUCAACCUCAAUUCAAACACAGAGGCAAAAAUCAAGAACCCACUCGUCGGCAUCCCGCGACGAACUCUGCUGGCCGACGUCGACGAAUUCUGCCGCUCCAAGAACCUGGAGGACCAUCGCGACAUCAUCCGCAAGGGCGCGCUGGUGGCCCAGGAUCCCACCGGCUAUGAGGACAUCACCGGCGCCGAGGCCCUCAGCCAGGACGAGAUUGACGCCCUCCGCAACGAGGUUCUGCACAAGUGGCGCAUUCCCUGGACCCUGCUCCUGACCGUCGUGACAUGUUCCGUCGGCGCCGCCGUUCAGGGCUGGGACCAGACUGGAUCCAACGGGGCAAACCUCGACUUCCCUACGGCGUACGGCAUCGGCGCCAACACCAUCCACGACAAGCUCAUCGUCGGCCUGGUCAAUGCCGCGCCCUACAUCGGCACGUCGUUUGUCGGGUGCUGGUUGUCAGAUCCCUUGAAUUUCCACUUUGGCCGCCGGGGCGCCAUCUUUGUGGCUGCCAACUUUUGUCUCUGGCCGGUGAUUGCGAGCGCGUUCUGCAAUUCAUGGCCCAGGCUGUUGAUAUGCCGCCUGCUGAUGGGCGUUGGUAUGGGCGCAAAGGCGUCUACUGUGCCCAUCUUUGCCGCAGAAAACUCGCCGGCCCCUAUCCGAGGCGCUCUCGUCAUGAGUUGGCAGCUGUGGAACGCAUUUGGCAUAUUUCUUGGGACGUGCGCCAACCUCGCCGUCAGGGGAAUUGGCGCCGAAGCGUGGAGAUACCAGCUGGGGUCGGCCUUUAUCCCGGCUGUGCCGCUCGUCGUUCUCGUUUACUUUUGUCCCGAGUCGCCGCGAUGGUACAUCAAGAAGAAUAGAUACAGGGAUGCCAUGCGGUCUUUGCUCCGCCUGCGGAACAGCGCCGUCCAGGCUGGCCGUGACAUUUACUACAUCCACGUCCAGCUCGAAGUCGAGGCCGAGUUUAUGGGCAACGGCAACUACGUCCGCCGAUUCAUUGAGCUCUUUACCAUCCCCCGAGUCCGGCGCGCAACCUUGGCAGCCGGCACGGUCAUGAUUGCGCAGCAAAUGUGCGGCAUCAACAUCAUGGCCUUUUACUCGUCCACCGUUUUCCUGGACGCCGGAGCGAGCACCACUGGGGCGCUCUUGGCCUCGUGGGGGUUUGGCCUGGUCAACUUCUUGUUUGCCUUCCCCGCCGUGUGGACGAUUGACACCUUUGGCAGGCGAUCUCUGCUCCUCUUUACCUUUCCGCAGAUGGCGUGGACGCUGCUGGCGGCAGGGCUUUGCAAUUUGAUACCCGGGCAGGGCGGCCUUCAUCUGGGCUUCGUUGCCUUCUUCAUUUACCUGUUUGCGGCCUUCUACUCGCCCGGCGAAGGACCCGUCCCGUUUACAUACGCGGCCGAAGUCUUUCCCUUGUCUCACCGUGAGGUAGGCAUGGCAUUUGCCGUGGCGACCUGUUUUCUCUGGGCAGCCGUGCUGUCCAUCACCUUCCCCCUGAUGCUUGCUAGGUUGGGCGUCAUGGGUUCGUUUGGGCUAUAUGCACUCUUUAACGUUAUUGCCUUGGUCAUGAUUUUCCUUUGGCUCCCAGAGACGAAGCAACGAACGCUGGAAGAGCUGGACUACAUCUUCGCGGUGCCCACUCGCGUGUUUAUGAGAUACCAAGUCACCAAGACGCUGCCGUGGUGGUGGAAGCGAUGGAUCCUCCUUCAAAAAAAUGCGACCCUCGAACCCUUGUACACGCUGGACGUGGCCGAACACGUCGACUCGGACGAAGGCGAAGACAAGUUUGAGAAUGACAAGGCCAAGGUCGAGCUGAAGGACCUUGUUGGCUUUACACCAGCGGCUGUAAACGCUAGAUCGCUCUCCCCCGAAGCUACAGCGUGA
Messenger RNA from Trichoderma aggressivum f. europaeum, 1977 nucleotides. RefSeq lists its product as uncharacterized. Gene Ontology annotation, molecular function: transmembrane transporter activity. Gene Ontology annotation, cellular component: membrane. Lineage: Eukaryota; Fungi; Ascomycota; Sordariomycetes; Hypocreales; Hypocreaceae. Gene Ontology annotation, biological process: transmembrane transport. The coding region runs from base 1 to 1977 and encodes 658 amino acids. The record is from RefSeq and is a predicted model, not a curated record. The transcript has 3 exons.